GGGAACGCCGGGAGCCUCCCUCUGGCCCCUCGCUUCGCGCGCGCAGCACCACAGCGCAGCUGUCUUUGCGGACGCCAGCAGCCGAGCGAACGCACCGAGUCUGUGCCAGAGGCCAUUCUGAGGAUCUCUGGGGAUCGGGGACAGCUAUCCCUUUGGGACGCAGAAACUCCGCUGAGCACAGCUUGCCGCCAGAAUGCUCCUCCUCCUGCUCGGUAUCAUCGUCCUCCACGUGGCGGUGCUGGUGCUGCUGUUCGUCUCCACGAUCGUCAGCCAAUGGAUGGUGGGCAACGGACACUCGACCGACCUCUGGCAAAACUGUACCACUUCCCCCUUAGGCAACGUCCAGCACUGUUUCAUGUCAUCGGCCAACGAAUGGCUGCAGUCUGUCCAGGCCACCAUGAUCCUGUCCGUCAUCUUCAGCGUUCUGUCUCUGUUCCUGUUCUUCUGCCAGCUCUUCACCCUCACCAAGGGGGGCCGCUUUUACAUCACUGGGGUCUUCCAGAUCCUUGCUGGUCUGUGCGUGAUGAGCGCGGCGUCCAUCUACACGGUGCGGCACCCGGACUGGCACGGCAGCUCGGGGGACUCCUACGGCUUCGCCUACAUCCUGGCCUGGGUGGCCUUCCCGCUCGCCCUGCUCAGCGGCGUCAUCUACGUGAUCCUGCGGAAGCGUGAAUGAGGCGCCUGCGCCCGGCGGCGCGGCCGGGGCUCUGCGCGCGCGCGGAGAGGGAGGCGGCAGACCGGAAGCCAGGGGAGAAGAAGGAAAGGAAAAGGAAAAAAAGAGCUAGCCAAAAACCCAAACUCAAACCAAACCAAACAGAAAGCAGUCGGGCGGGGGGUGGUCGGUGUGGAUUGAAGAUGUAUAUAAUAUCGACGGUUUAUAAAACCUAUUUAUAACACUUUUUACAUAUAUGUACAUAGUAUUGUUUGCUUUACAUGUUGACCAUCAGCCUUGGGUUGAACCUUAAAGAAAUAGCUAAGGAACUUGACAUCCUAACCGUAUAAUCAGGCUCAGUUUUUUUUUUUUUUUUCUGUUUUGUUUUGUUUUUCGUUUUUGUUUGGCCCAGAAAUAAAAGAAGUCUGUCUCGCCCCCUUCCCUUUCAAUCGAAGAAGAUACAUCCCUCCCACUCCACCCCCUUUAGGAAACCACAGCGCAGGGAGAAACGCCGAAUGGCCCCAGAGCCCGCUCCCUGCGGUGACCCAGGGCGUGGCGCACAGAGCGCCCAUCCCGUGCCUCCGUGUGCCACCUUGGUGCACGCGGCCAGACCCCCCCCCCCCCCCCUCCGCCGCCCCAAACUGGAGUCCUCGGAGAACCAUGGCUUGUGGCUUUGGGAUACUUGCCCUUGAAGGUGGGGACGUGUCCCGGUCACGCGUCUAGUUGAGAAAUCGGUGACAACAAACCUAUGAAAUGGUGCUAUGUAUUUACCAUUCCUUACGAUCACUAAUCAUCUAAACUCCUCACUGGAAAUUCAAUUAACAAUUUUACAACAUGAAGUCGGAUGGAGACCCGAGUAAUUCUGUGUAAUAUAAAUGGUUUAUAACUGCGUUUGUACCUAGCUAGGCUGCUAUUAUUACUAUAAUAAAUAAAGAGCAAACCACAGGCUUUAUCGUGCCCACCUUUUUCUUAUGGUCGGAGCACCAGGACAAGCCUCUAGACCCCCUGGGGCGGUGGGUGCCCAGGGCGCGGCUGGGUCUAGACUGUCCUCUGCCUCCAAGGACUGUCUGGCAAUGACUCGUACUGGCCACCAACUGUAGAUGUAUAUACGGUGCCCUUCUGAUGCUAAGACACCAGACCUUUUCUCUUUCUUUUUUUUUUUUUUUUUGCUUCGCUUUUUCUGAUUUUAUACCAACUGUGUGGACUAAGAUGCAUUAAAAUAAACAUCAGAGUAACUCA
Messenger RNA from Camelus dromedarius (Arabian camel), 1891 nucleotides. RefSeq names its product peripheral myelin protein 22 (gene PMP22). Gene Ontology annotation, cellular component: plasma membrane. Gene Ontology annotation, biological process: myelin assembly. The record is from RefSeq and is a predicted model, not a curated record. Bases 194 to 676 code for a protein of 160 amino acids. The transcript has 5 exons. Lineage: Eukaryota; Metazoa; Chordata; Mammalia; Artiodactyla; Camelidae.